Molecule: messenger RNA, 1213 nt
Organism: Hemiscyllium ocellatum (epaulette shark)
Lineage: Eukaryota; Metazoa; Chordata; Chondrichthyes; Orectolobiformes; Hemiscylliidae
Product: histone H2AX-like
Exons: 3
Coding region: 1-792 (263 amino acids)
Cellular component (GO): nucleosome
Molecular function (GO): protein heterodimerization activity; structural constituent of chromatin; DNA binding
Source: RefSeq, a predicted model, not a curated record
AUGUCUGGGAGAGGAAAGGGCAGUGGGAAAACUCGCGCUAAAGCGAAGUCUCGGUCGUCCCGGGCUGGCCUGCAGUUCCCGGUGGGCCGUGUUCACAGGCUCCUGAGAAAGGGCAACUAUGCUGAGCGUGUGGGUGCCGGAGCGCCGGUCUAUCUGGCUGCGGUGCUGGAGUAUCUGACGGCUGAAAUCCUGGAGCUGGCCGGCAACGCGGCCCGGGACAACAAGAAGACCCGCAUCAUCCCCAGGCACCUGCAGCUGGCCGUGCGCAACGACGAGGAGCUCAACAAGCUGCUGGGAGGGGUGACCAUCGCUCAGGGUGGGGUGCUGCCUAAUAUCCAGGCCGUGCUGCUGCCCAAGAAAACCGAAGGCGCCAGCAAAGGCAUUCUCUGUGCGAUAGUGACAAUGUCUGGGAGAGGAAAGGGCAGUGGGAAAGGUCGCGCCAAGGCGAAGUCUCGGUCGUCCCGGGCUGGCCUGCAGUUCCCGGUGGGCCGUGUUCACAGGCUCCUCAGAAAGGGCAACUAUGCUGAGCGUGUGGGUGCCGGAGCGCCGGUCUAUCUGGCUGCGGUGCUGGAGUAUCUGACGGCUGAAAUCCUGGAGCUGGCCGGCAACGCGGCCCGGGACAACAAGAAGACCCGCAUCAUCCCCAGGCACCUGCAGCUGGCCGUGCGCAACGACGAGGAGCUCAACAAGCUGCUGGGAGGGGUGACCAUCGCUCAGGGAGGGGUGCUGCCUAAUAUCCAGGCCGUGCUGCUGCCCAAGAAAACUUCCGCUGCUGGAUCUGCUAAAAAAUGAAGAGAUCAUCCUUGAAUCUGACGGCCCAAAGGCUCUUUUAAGAGCCACUCACAGCAUCUGUGAAAGGAACUGAACUCUGUCGGGUUGAAUUACUUUCCUUUAUAUCUAGCCGUUAUACCUAACAUUGCUACAUUUAUAUCUCCUUUUCAUUGGAUAUUGUUCCUGGCGGUGGCAGCAGAGGAAGAUUAUAGCAUUGAAUACGACUAUAAGAGUGCCUGGAACUACUCUAUUCCUCAUUGCACGGUCACUUCCUCAGUAACCUUUAUGUUUGAUCAAUGAGUCUAGAAUAGUGUCACGGAUGUUCCCGAUCGGGUUUGGCUUCACGUUUCCUUUAAUGCAUCAAUAAGAGCUGAAUUCUCCCACUCUGUCGCUGCAGCAUACACCUCUUCAAUCCAAUCCAUUCUCAGCUCGGUUCAUUUCA